AUGAGCUCCCCGGAUGUGGUGUAUGUGUGGAGAAGGCCUGUCCGCCCAAAGGGCAGAGAGCGGGCUGGCGUCUGCGCGGCCGGCCCCGCAGUCCCGCGGGGACCCGACCCAGGCCCCGAGCCUGGGGAGCCUUGGAGCGGCGAGGGCGGAGGCGGCUCUCCGGACCCCGAGGGCUUCCAGUCGAAGCGGGAGAUGCUGGAAUCGCGAUGGCCAGUGCUGUGGGGCCGCGAAGGCCGAACUGGCUCCCCAGCUGACCACACGAGGGACCUCCUGGACCUGAUCGAGGAGUCUGAGGAGGCCAACCUGCAGCAGCUGACCGAACAGGACGUGCUGGGCGUCCGCAGGUACCCGUCCUCGUGGAGCUCCACUGCCUUCAAAGUGUCCACCGUGUGGACACUGCGCUUCGAGGCGAGUCCCGGCGGUCGAGGAGCGCCCGGCCAGAGCUAUGGGGAGGCGCCGACAGCUCCAGCCGGCCCUUUCCACCUCGGUGGGCCUGAAGCAGGCCGGGCCUUGGGGAAUCCUAAGAGAGGUACUAAGCGUAGGUUAAACGUGGCUGUGGAUCUCCAGUGGCGCUCCGCAGAAGGCCUGGCCUGGCUGCUGUCCGACUCCGAGUCCUCAGAUGAAUUCAGUGAGACACAGCUGAUGACGGUGAGCACUUACCCCAGAGGAGGAGGCCCGGCCAAGCCUAGCAGACCCGAGGAUCCCGGGAACACUCCCAGACACUCGAAGUUCCAAGUCAGGGAGAAUUUCCUUCACGUGACAGGCUCUUCCCUGUCCUCGGCUCCACGAGGACUCUCUUCGGUUGUGGAAAGGCAGGGCGUGGGAGAGCAGGGCAUCUCUUCCCCUAAGAAAAUGCAGAGCGUGCUGUGGGGGAAGGGGGGCAGCAAGCCCAGCUACCCGGGAGCUGCUGCUGCUGCUGCUGCUGCUGCUUUUGUUUCUGCUGCUGCUGCAGGUGGCCUGCCGCGGGUCACUCCUAGGAAGAACGGAGCCCAGGAGAAGAAAUCCGUCGUGGGAGCAUCCAAACUUGCCCUGGGGGGAACCUUCCGUUCCCGGGGGCAGCGAAUCUCGGCAACUCCCGUGGAACCGGCCACCUUCCCCCCAAUCUCUGGUAUUCCGCAGCCUGGGAAACCCGAGAGUUAUACCUUAGUGCUUUCGGGAACCAAACAGUCCAAGCACAGCGGCUCUGGGAAGAAAUCCGUGGUCAGGUGGGCAAGGGAGUCUGAGGCGGUGGCGGGAGAAGAUAAGGACCCAAGUAGAGACCCAGCCCCAAAGGGCCAAGUGAGUAGGCCAUGCUCCUCCUCUCUCCCCACUCUUCCCCCCCAAGAGCACCCAGGGCACACGUCUUCACCCAUGCUGCCUCUGUCCACCCCUCAGGGGUCAGCAUUGGGUGCCCCUCGGUCACAGGGUCAUUACGAUGCCAGAUCGGGCUCCUUUUCCUAGGGACAAACAUUAAGGUAGCACUUCG
Messenger RNA from Delphinapterus leucas (beluga whale), 1465 nucleotides. Lineage: Eukaryota; Metazoa; Chordata; Mammalia; Artiodactyla; Monodontidae. The record is from RefSeq and is a predicted model, not a curated record.